Lycium ferocissimum is the source of this 2411-nucleotide messenger RNA. RefSeq lists its product as uncharacterized. The transcript is spliced from 10 exons. The coding region runs from base 439 to 2025 and encodes 528 amino acids. NCBI's taxonomy places the organism in Eukaryota, Viridiplantae, Streptophyta, Magnoliopsida, Solanales, Solanaceae. The record is from RefSeq and is a predicted model, not a curated record.
CACGCACUCUCAGACAUACUUCAAAUGACCUUCCUCUCCUUCUUCUCCCUCUGAAUUCUGCCUGUGUAUCUCUAUAUCUGUCAAAUCCAUACAUAAAAAACAUGAAAAAUAUAUCAAGAAAAAAAAUCACAAAUAUAGAAAUAGCUGCUUGAAAGAGGAGAUAUUUUUUUUUUUUGGAAAAGAGCUUGGAUCCGACACGUUGGACCCAUUCGCUCUUUCUCCCUCUCUAUUUCUCUCUCUGGUUCUUGAAACUUUGCUUCUUCUUUUUUUUUUUUUACAAGAGAAUGAGACCUACAUUCACGCAACUUCAUGGUUAAUGGUCUUUUCUUCAUUCAAUACCAAAAAGGUAUACUUAAUUUCUCGUGCUCCACUUGGAAUUUGCAUCUUCGCAUGGUAGAGCAGCAAUUAGCACUGAGAUUUGUAAGUUGAGUCAUAAUAAUGGGCGGCUGUGUAUCAACUCCAGCAACCACAAUCAGGGUAAGGAAGAAAAACCAUCGCCGCCAUAGAAAAAACCAUAGAAAGAAUUCAAACUCAGGUCUAGUAGUAACCAGCAGGAAAAGAAACAGCGAUUCGCGGGUGACAGAUAUUGCUGUUAGUGAGUUUGUUCAUACUACUACAACCUGCAGAACAUCUGAGGUCUCCAAUUCCACAUUUCAUCUUACUCAGUUGCAGUGGCAGCAUAGUCAAAUAGAUGCUAACGUUCUUUGCCAAGAAGAAGCAUGGUUUGACACCCACAGCAUGUUUGAGUCCGACUCAGAUGACGACUUUAGUAGUGUUCAUGGAGAUAUUUUCCCCAACACUUCAAGUGGACAAGUACUUCAGUAUGAAACUUCAUCAUGCUUUAUUGAUAGCAAACUCAAGUACAAUGAACUUCCAUCCCUAGGGAAUACCAAAAAGAAGAAGAAUUUGGAUCGUGCCUUUGCAAGUUUUAAAAGUGUUAAAAAGGAGAUAUUUCAGAUGCAAGAGAAAACUCAGGAGAAUGUUUUCAAGUCUGUUUUACCGAAGCUGGUAAAUUCCUUGAGUUUCAAUGACAAAAUCAUAAAUGGAUCAAAUUCAGCUCCACAUUCUCAAGUAAAGAAGUCAACUAUUAUACGGCUCUCUCUGAAGAGGACAUCUGUUGAUGGAGAAGAAACAAAUGAAUUUCGUUCUUCAAGAAAGUAUCUUCGCCGCCCCAUGGCUGGGCUUUCAAUUCCUUGUUGCACAGAAGAAAUGUCUAUUUCAGGAAGUUGGUCAAAGAUUGAGCCCUCAAACUUUAAGCUCCGUGGUGAUAGUUAUUUCAAAGAUAAGAGGAAAACCCCUGCUCCUAAUGUGUCUCCUUAUACUCCAAUUGGGGUCGACUUAUUUGCUUGCCCAAGAAAGAUCAAUCAUAUAGCACAACAUAUUGAGCUUCCUUCUAUAAAAGGAGAUGAAAGAAUACCUCCAUUACUAAUUGUUAACAUUCAGUUGCCCACUUAUCCUGCUCCCAUGUUUGUUGGUGAUGCUGAUGGAGAAGGCUUGAGCCUUGUAAUAUAUUUCAAACUUUCUGAAAGUUUUGAGGAGGAAAUCUCUCCUCAGUUUCAGGACUCCAUCAAGAGAUUCAUCGAGGAUGACAUGGAAAAGGUGAAAGGAUUUGCAAAAGAAUCGAUUGUUCCUUUCAGAGAGAGGUUGAAGAUUAUGGUCGGGUUGGUUAAUCCAGAUGAGCUUGUUUCAAGUUCAACUGAAAGGAAGCUUUUGAAUGCUUACAAUGAAAAGCCUGUGCUUUCCCGCCCUCAACACAAUUUUUAUCAGGGCCCGAAUUACUUUGAAGUUGAUCUUGACAUUCAUCGCUUCAGCUACAUAGCAAGAAAGGGUUUUGAUGCUUUUAGAGAACGUUUACAACAUGGAAUACUUGAUUUUGGUCUAACAAUUCAGGCACAGAAGCCAGAGGAGCUGCCAGAGAGAGUGCUUGGUUGUGUUAGAUUGAACAAGAUUGAUUUUAUUGAUCAUGGCCAAAUACCAACACUUGUGAGAGUUGAGGAAGAUUAUUGUUCAGAACAAUACAGCUAAUGCAUGUAUGUUGCAUAGGGGAGUAGAUGUUAUGUUAGUGUAUCUUGAGCUUUAUGUAUAUAGCUCAAUUGUUUUUAAAAAUACACAUUCAAUAUUAAAUUCGCACCAAUUGCUACUAACUCACUAAGUUAUAGUAGAUGCAGAGGUAUUUCAAAUCCACUAAGAGGAGUAAGGCGCUCCUUGUCAAAAGGUUAUUCAAGAAGAGCUCCUUGUCAAAAGGUUAUCCUUUCCUGAAGUUUUAGUUCAACAUUCCUAAUUAGGAGUGAAGGAAUUUCAACUAUUUCACCACACACCUCGAUAUGAUAGAGUUAUACUGUUUGGUGGAAAAGGAUAUCUUAUUUGUGAUUAUGGGGUUAUUUCUAAAUUAAAGCAUUAUGCUUGUGUAA